GCAUUGCCUUUUUAAGGCCGGUGACAUCACGCUUCCGGGGGCGUGGCCCGUCCUUAGGAAUACCCGGCCCUGCGCUGGGCUGAUUCAUUCGGGGGCUGGUGCUGGAAGCGUCGACGUCGGCUCCUGGGCCGGGCGCAGCCUCACUCCUUAUUGGCUGGUUCUCGGGGACCGCCCUCUCCCCCUCUUGCCACCCCUGGGUUCCCUCCCGGGUCCGCAGUAGAAAUACUGCCCUCUCGCUUCUUGACCCCUGGGCCUUUCUCCCUCCCUCUUCCCUCCCUCCCGCUGCCGUCGUUGCUUCAGGAGCCCCUGCUCCCUCAGGAGCUCCCGCUUCGGUGAUGGGUUCUCGGGCUUCCACGUUACUGCGGGACGAAGAGCUCGAGGAGAUCAAGAAGGAGACUGGCUUUUCCCACAGUCAGAUCACCCGCCUCUACAGCCGGUUCACCAGCCUGGACAAAGGAGAGAACGGGACUCUCAGCCGGGAAGAUUUCCAGCGAAUUCCGGAACUUGCCAUCAACCCACUGGGGGACCGGAUCAUUAAUGCCUUCUUUCCAGAGGGAGAGGACCAGGUAAACUUCCGUGGAUUCAUGAGAACUUUGGCUCAUUUUCGACCCAUUGAGGAUAAUGAAAAAAGCAAAGAUGUGAAUGGACCAGAGCCACUCAAUAGCCGAAGCAACAAACUGCACUUUGCUUUUCGACUCUAUGACUUGGAUAAAGAUGACAAGAUUUCCCGUGAUGAACUGUUACAGGUGCUACGUAUGAUGGUCGGAGUAAAUAUCUCAGAUGAGCAGCUAGGCAGCAUUGCAGACAGGACCAUCCAGGAGGCUGAUCAGGAUGGAGACAGCGCCAUAUCUUUCACAGAAUUUGUUAAGGUUUUGGAGAAAGUAGACGUAGAACAGAAAAUGAGCAUCCGAUUUCUUCACUGAAGGACUGAGACCAAACUGUUCCCUGCUUUCUAGUAUUUAAGAACUGGAACUUGAGGGUCCUCCUAUCCACUAGCCCCAUCUCCACCCCAUCAUUCCCCUUCUUCCAAAGUACUACUGCUGUUGCAUGACAACCCCAAAUAUGUUCUGUCAACACAAACCUGCCUUUGGUGUAUAAACAGGGCAUUACAGAAUGGUACACCAGUCUA
Molecule: messenger RNA, 1129 nt
Organism: Canis lupus familiaris (dog)
Lineage: Eukaryota; Metazoa; Chordata; Mammalia; Carnivora; Canidae
Gene: CHP1
Product: calcineurin like EF-hand protein 1
Exons: 7
Coding region: 336-923 (195 amino acids)
Molecular function (GO): calcium ion binding
Source: RefSeq, a predicted model, not a curated record